This is a messenger RNA of Spodoptera litura, 3233 nucleotides long. Its product is annotated as major facilitator superfamily domain-containing protein SP1173. Gene Ontology annotation, cellular component: membrane. The record is from RefSeq and is a predicted model, not a curated record. Gene Ontology annotation, molecular function: transmembrane transporter activity. NCBI's taxonomy places the organism in Eukaryota, Metazoa, Arthropoda, Insecta, Lepidoptera, Noctuidae.
UCGCUCGUAGUUUAGUGCGCGUUUGACCCGCCACCGACUGGCCGCGCUUCUUCUCUGUAUGCGACCGAACGGUAUGCGCGAACAAUACUUUAGCGAAGUUAGGUAUAACUGGAUUCUCCUACACAUUGGACGUUGAAUUAGUGUGCUGAGUGUGUGAUACGAAUGUUGCGAAUUUAUAAAUAAAAGUGUAGUUCAGUGAAUGAAAGUUGGAUUAUUUAAAAACACUUAUCUACCUAUCGUUCUUAUUGUGAGGUAGGUAAAUGUAUAUUUUGUUUUCAUAUCCAAGAUGCCUGAAUAGCUGAUUUAUUUAGAAAACGAACAGAACAACCGCAAAAAUGAAGCAACUCGUCAAUAAGAACCUCAUAACGCUUAAAUGCGUACUUUUCUGUUUCCUUUCGGGUAUUGGGUGCAUCUUCCCUUUUCUGCCACUGCACAUGCUGUCAGUGGGUCUAGACAAGGGAGAAGCCCGGUUGAUAUCGGCUGUCGCGCCAUGUAUUGCGUUGCUAGGUCCUGCCGUGUUGGGGCCUCUCAUUGAUAAACUAUCAGUGGGUAGAGGGUCAACUGGCGGCGCCACCAACCCGAGUGGUUCAGGGCGGCUACUGCGAGUCAUUACAGCUGCCUGCCUCAUCCUCAGCGCUAUAUUCUACACACUCCUCCUUGCAGUGCCUUAUACGGAACGACAUGAGGCUCGACGGCCUGAAGUGCUCUUCAUGUGCGAUGAAGACAGUGCUUAUGUCAUGCAAGAAGUGUGUAAGGAGGACAUGCGCUGCAACCGGUGGUCUGGCGAAAAGUCAGGAGUGCUGGCUGUGACAGCAUGUGAAUACGGAUGUGCAGACGAGAAUAUGACAUGGGUGAAGCAGCCUUUCACCACCACAUCCACCACCACCACGCUCAGUCCGAUGUACCUCAGCGUCGCCAACGCUACGACUUCUGCACCAGAAGUCACCGAAGACGACGAAGUAAGACAUGCGAUGCCUUUCGAAGUGAACCCUCCCCACUUCUGCUACAACGGCCAGUGCCUGGUAUACAUGCAGCAUCAGGCGAGGCUUCGCGUGCCUUUAUCUUUGAUAGCACCAGAAUUGCCUGAAGAUAACAGCACAUCAGACUCUGACUGGUGCACUUAUCGAACAGCGGGUCCUUCAAAGUGUCAGGUGCCUCCAAAUCGUUUGGCAGAGGUCUCAGAAGGCGAUGACUGCAGGCCAGCGGUGCGGUGCCAAGUUCUUGACCCUUACGAUGAACCUGAUGGUGUUUUAGCUGACGCUGAAUGUCGACUCAUCAUUGGAGAUCCCAGUUAUACGUUCUGGACUUACUUAAUUAUUAGAAUAUUAUCGGACAUCUGGCCAACAGCAGGAUUAGCUCUCCUCGGUACUGCCUGUGUCAUUGCGACCAGAGAAACGUCUUUGGGACGAGGUGAUGUCGGUAGACAGUUGGCCUUCGGUACAAUUGGGCUAGCCAUCUUCCCCCCACUGGCUGGACUGGCCGCAGAACAAAUGCCCGACACUCCAUUCCUUAUUCCAUUUGUUCUUCACGCUGUAUUCAUGUUUGUCGGAGCGCUAAUUCUACUCUUCGAUAGUCACAUGCCCCUGUCUACCCCGGAGUGGUGGUGGCAUACUGCCACUGGUGUAUUAGCGAUGCCAAUGAAUACGGUGCGUCGGUAUGGGGCUGAAACAGCUGCAGUUUUCGCUGUGGUGGCGCUGCUAGGCACCUUAUGGAGCGGCAUCGAUGCUUACUUGCCUUGGACGGUACAGGAGUUGAAUGGCACUGUAACAGAAAUGGGUCUAACGCUAACAGCAGGAGCGCUACCCGCCGUGCCUGCCCUCUGGUGGGCAGAAGCCCUUGUGGACUACAUUGGCCAUUCCAAUGUCUUCAUCAUGGCAUUUACUUUUUACGGCAUAAGAUACACCGGUUUGGCAUAUAGUACCGACUACACAUGGGUGGUAGUGUGCGAGAUAUUGGAAGUGUUCACACUUAGUUUAGUGUGGGUGACCGCAGUGUUGUAUUUCCGUCACCUGGUGCCGCGUAAAUACACAGCUACCGGACAAGCUCUGCCGGUUAUUGCUCAUUUCUGUAUCGGUCGGUGCAUAGGUGCCAUUAUCGGAGGCAUGGUUUCCUUACAGCAGCCGUUGCAGGCGGUACGGAUGGUGUACAAGUCGAUGGGAGUGGUGGCGCUGGUGGUGGCAGCUGUGUACCUCGGGCUCUAUCACCUGCUCCUAGCACCGCGCUGCGCCGCCCCCGCUGUGUCGCCGCCACACCAUCUCCUCCAAGGUUUAAAUAGAACGAAUGGAACAACGAAUGGCACAUACUCUCCAAUGCGGGUGUACCACGAAGAACGUUCCAGAAAGGGCCACUUCCGUUAUUGAGGUCCAUUAGUUGUAAAACAAGAAACCAAUAAUGAAAAGUACAGUCAGUACAGAACGAUAAUUUUGCAAAUCUGUAUUGUGUAAUCAUAAAAAUGUAAUAAAUACCUACUUCUUUAUGUAAAAAUGUAAUUUAGGCAUUUCAAAACACCAUAACUUGAAUUCUUUGAAAAUAAGUAUGUACUGUAAUCAUGAAAUGUUUGUCUGAAGGACAAUAGCAUACCUAGAAACUAAUUUUAUGUGUUACUCUAUUAAAUUGUCAAUGCAAUUUGAAUCUCUAUAAAUUGUUUAUAAUUCCUGUACCUAGCAUAAUGUAAGCGUGUCUGUCAUAAUAAUAAUAAAUUAAUAAUGCCGUGUGUAUUGUGCCUAUGUAUUUAAAUUAAGUAUCAAGUAUUUUUCGUCCCUUAUAUCGAAGCUUUAAACGCCAACAACGGGAAAAUAGAGAGAUUGCAUGGUGCUUGUGUGAAUGAACAUUUGACAAAUAGUAAGCCUAGUAAUGAGCCUUUCGCAUUCACAGGAUAUUUUUUGAGAAAGUGAUGCAUUAUAAUAUUAAUAUGUUUUAUAAAUAAUUGUUAAUUUUUCCAAAUACUGGUUGGCUCUAUAAAUUUUUUAAAGUAGCAGCUAAAUUCUCAUAAAAUAAUAAUUUCUAAGAUUAAUUUUAUUUUUUUUUAUAAAUUGCAUUUCAUAAUUUAGACCUAGGCAAUCACGAAUUUUAAGAAACAAAAUUGUGAUAUUAAAUUGCUUUUGUCUCAUCAUAUUUUGAUAUUGCUGUCAUCAUUUAUUUAUACUCAGUAUCAAACACAGACUAUUUGCAUUCGUAAUUUUGUAUAAAUAAAAUCUAAGUUUUUUUUAAUAAAAUGAUUUCAAUGCCUCGAA